AAAAAAAGGCUUUCCUUCGUCUCCUUCGUUGCUCGACCGUUCUCUGUAGAUUGACUGGAAAAAGGGACAUAUAGACCGACCGACUGUAGAAAGAAGAAGAAGAUGCUGGAGAAGAUCGGAUUACCGGCAAAACCUUCCUUGCGAGGAAACAUUUGGGUCGUUGAUGCAUCGCAUUGUCAAGGAUGUUCUUCUCAGUUCACUUUCAUCAAUCGCAAGCAUCAUUGUCGCAGAUGCGGAGGUAUAUUUUGCAACGGCUGUUCCCACCAUAGGAUGGUCUUACGUGGGCAAGGAGAUUCACCUGUUCGCAUUUGCGAACCAUGUAAAAAACUCGAAGAGGCUGCACGCUUUGAAUUGCGAUAUGGCCAGAAAAACAAAGCCGGAAAAGGGGGGUCUAGAGCAACACCUAUUCAUGAAGAUGAAGUGUUAAAUCAGAUUUUAGGCAAUGAUAAGAAGGAAUUGUCUCCAGCGUAUUCUAAGAAUGAAGCUAAUUCUGUCGAGGAGACUCUCCUAGAUGAUUCAUUAUCAGAUGCAUCAAUUGAGAGUCCUGAAAAGUUGCGUGAGCAGGCUGUGGAGGAGAAAAAGAAAUACAAAAUCCUGAAAGGAGAAGGAAAAUCCGAAGAAGCUUUAAAAGCUUUUAAAAGGGGAAAAGAGCUUGAGAGACAAGCAACUGCGGUAGAACUAUCAAUAAGAAAAAAUCGCAGAAGACCAUCUUCAAGCAACACGACGGAGAUUGAGAAAAGCAAGUCCAAUGUUCAAAAGGGCAAGGAAAAAGAUGACCUUGCUUCUGAACUUCGAGAUUUGGGUUGGUCAGAUAUGGACCUUCACGAUGCCGAUAAAAAGCCAGCUAAUAUGAGCUUGGAAGGUGAACUAUCUACACUUCUUAGGGAGGUCUCUCAUAAAGCUACGACAAAGACAGGUGCCAGCAGCAGUAUAGACAAAACUCAGGUGAUUGCCCUCAAGAAGAAAGCUCUAACUCUAAAGCGUGAAGGAAAACUCACUGAGGCAAAAGAAGAACUGAAAAAAGCUAAAAUUCUGGAACAGCAACUUGAGGAACAAGCACUCUUGGAAGGGGCUGAAGAUUCUGACGACGAGCUGUCAGCAUUGAUUCGUGGCAUGGACGACGAUGAUGAUGGUGGUGAUGAUACACGGGAUUAUUUCUCAAUGGGAUUCAAGGGCGAUCACCUUGAUGGAAUCGAUAACGAUCUGGGCGAUGAUAGUCACUUCGACGUGACAAAUGAGGAUAUGAAUGACCCAGAAAUGGCUGCUGCUUUAAAAUCUUUUGGUUGGACCGAGGAAACUGAUUGCUUGGAGGAAACUGAUAAUAGGGAAGCAAUCUUAAGUGAGAUUCAAGCUUUGAAAAGACAGGCAGUUGCUCAAAAACGGGCAGGUAAUACAGCUGAAGCAGUGUCUUUGCACAAAAAGUCGAAGUUACUCGAGAGUAACCUUGAUGUGGAAGGACCACCAGAUUCUAUUUUGUAUGAGGAGAAAACCGCAUCAAAGCCAAACAAGGGGAAGAGUAGAUCGGUGAUUCAGAAAGAGCUGUUGGGCCUGAAAAAGCAGGCUCUUGCUUUAAGGAGGGAAGGUAAACUAGACGAGGCAGAUGAAGUGCUGAAGAGAGGGAAGGUACUCGAGCAGCAGCUUGAGGAGAUCGAUAAUCAUGCUUCUGAAGUGAAGCCUGCACGUGACAAUAAUAAUUCAGAAAAUCUUGUUGUGAUGGAUGGUGGAGAAGAAGUGACAGAUCAGGACAUGUUUGAUCCAACGUAUCUUUCACUUUUAUCGAACCUGGGUUGGAAAGAGGAAGAAGCCGAGAGUUCUAGACAUAAUGGCGAUACAAUCGUUACUCAAGCUGCUGUUUCAUCUCGAAAAAGUAAAGGUGAAAUCCAGAGGGAACUGCUCGGUUUGAAGAGGAAGGCGCUUGCUCUGAAGCGCCAAGGUCAGACCGAGGAAGCAGACGAAGUGCUAAACGAGGCAAAAGUUUUGGAAGCCCAACUGGCGGAGAUGGAGUCUGCCAAACCUAAAAUUCCAGCGGAAAUAAAAAACGACAUGUUAGAUUCCUUGUCUGUUUCACAGCCGGUGAAUGUCGAGUCGAAAGUAGAAGUCAAAGCCGCAAUAAUAAGCGAUCAAUCUGAACAAAUUCCUAACGAUGAUUCUAUCCGUCAAGAAAUUCUUGCUCAUAAAAGAAAAGCCCUUGCUCUGAAGAGAGAAGGGAGGCUUCCAGAAGCUAAAGAGGAGCUUCGACAGGCAAAACUGUUGGAGAAAAGGCUAGAGGAUAUCCUCCCUGCUCAACUUAGUAUCCCUGCCCAACUUGAUGCAGAAAAAGCUACCCCUGCUGUGACACCCAUUGUCGAGAAGGAACCAAGUCCUUUGAAACCGGCUUCAAAACCUGCACUGUCUAGCCGUGAUCGUUUCAAGUUGCAGCAGCAGUCCCUCGGUCAUAAAAGACAGGCACUGAAGUUUAGGAGAGAAGGCAGGACGGAAGAAGCAGAUGCAGAGUUUGAAUUGGCAAAAGCUCUAGAGUCCCAGUUGGAGGAGUUAUCAGCCCAAGACUCGUCCAAAUCUUCAUUGGACCAUGUCGACGAUGGUGUCGGAGUUGAGGAUUUCCUUGAUCCCCAACUUCUGUUGGCUUUGAAAUCCAUAGGAUUGAAUAACGAAGCAAGUGUUUCAUCUCAAGUACCUAAUAAAAAGAUGGAGGCUCCUGUAAUUGAAAGGGGUGAAGAUUCUUCUUCUGGUAAGGAGAGGAAAAUUCAACAACUGGAAGAAGAGAUCAAAGCAGAGAAGAUAAAGGCAGUUAAAUUAAAACGUUCAGGAAACCAACAGGGGGCUCUGGAAGCUCUUAGGCGAGCUAAAAUGCUUGAAAAGAAGCUAAAUUCUUGAAUUUGAGAGACAUUGAUCUUGCUUGACACAAUGAAACUUUAUUUUUGUCACAAUUAAUAUUGUUUUUAAUUUGGUCUUGUUUGUAGAAGAACAUGUGUGCAUUUCUUGGAUGUAAAAUUAAUUUGUGUUUGUUACAUAAACCACACCAUGACUAUGACCAUGAAUAAGUAGUCAAUAUAUUCUCUCUGACAAUAUAAGUCUCUACUUAGUCAGUC
Molecule: messenger RNA, 3089 nt
Organism: Impatiens glandulifera
Lineage: Eukaryota; Viridiplantae; Streptophyta; Magnoliopsida; Ericales; Balsaminaceae
Product: microtubule-associated protein futsch
Exons: 4
Coding region: 103-2874 (923 amino acids)
Molecular function (GO): metal ion binding; protein binding
Source: RefSeq, a predicted model, not a curated record